GGCAAACACAGGAGAUGAUUGCCCUGCAAAAGUCUUCACCGUCGCACUCUCCAUGGAGCCGUUGGGAUGUUGAUCUUCAUCUACUCACGUCGGCAAAGAUAUGAAAGACCCCCAAGGCCCCUUCGUUCCUGCAUAUUUGGGACCUAACCUCUUUCUCUAGUCGAUGGGACUUUGUGCGGUCCCCUGCCCAUGCGAGCCAUACCAGAUUUUCUGCAUUACAGGGAUCAUAGUGCCAAGCAUAUGUGUAAGGAGCUGUCUGAAGUCUUGGGCUUGCGUCAAUGGGCGAGGGGCUGGUCCCAGGGUUUGGGUACGUUACAAGGUUAGUACAGUAGGUUACCGAGAGAGAGGUAAAAAAAAAACGAGUUUGCCACGUUCGGACAAGGACAGCCGAGAAUGCCAGCCUCUCAUGGCAGCCAUACAGUAUGGAGUUCCUUGGGGUGCGACGGAUCAGUGGGCAAAAGGGGCCGUCUUGUGCUACCCACGUAUGAUUUAUGGGCCAAACGGUAGGCUGUACCAUGCCAACACACACUGCACCCCUCCGUUGCGGCAAAAUUCUCACAGGAUAUUUGGACGAUAAUAUGGAUCAUGGAGGUUUGGGUGAGGGCUAGCGUCGGUCGCUUAACCUUUCGUAGAGAAUCCAACCGAGAUGGACCUUUCUGGACAUGACCGACUGGUUUUCCGUCGACCAUGUGGAGCCUGGCAGAGUAUACAGGUUGUGGAUACUCUCAAUAGGCUAGCUGUAGAUCCUUGCCACACCGGUCAAUUCGAGGGAGAUUGUGUUGUUCCUGAGUCCUGUCUGCAUUCAACCCAAUACCCAUUGCCCUUGGGUGGAUAAAAUCAGGCGAAACGGUGUCGCAAUUGGAAUAGUGCGCACAGGUUCUCGAGUGAGUGCCGGUGAGUAUAAGAGACCUCGCUUAUGCUUCCUUUCUGAAGACGAACUUGCAUGGUUGCAAGCCGAUCUGUCAUCUCGAUUCGCCCAACACGGAAUACCUCAUACCAUCAUCAUAAUUUCUUGCAUUUCACCCCCCUUGCACCACUCGCCGGAGAAGCUUGCCAACACCAAAAAAAAAACAAAAAAAAAAUGGCAUCACCAAGGCCCACCACCACCAAGCAGUGGAUCCUCACCAACAAACCGGCCGGUGAACCGAUCUUGUCAGGCCCUGAUGCUACCUGGCAACUGAAGGAGGUGCCGCUCCCUCCCCUGGAGCCUGGACAGAUCCUGGCCAAGGUCAAAUACUUCUCCAACGACACUGGUCUGAGGAACUUCAUCCAGUCGACUGUGGCUGCGGACCGUUUCUAUGUGCCCACCGUGCCUCUCGGCUCGCCGAUGCGGUCAGGCGUCAUCGCUGAGGUGGUCGAGUCCGCUUCGGACAAGUUCAAGGCCGGUGACAUGGUGAUGGACUUCCACCUGGGCGUCUGGGGUGAGCACUGCAUCCUGAACGCAGACGAAUCCCAGCCCCUGGGCCCGCUGCCCGGCGGUCUCUCCCCCACACAUUACCUAGGUGCCCUUGGUGCCUCUGGCCUGGCCGCCUACACCGGUCUCUACUAUGCUGGCAAGGCCAAGCCGGGGCAGACAAUCGUCAUCUCGGCGGCAGCAGGCGCCACCGGCACCAUGGCCGUUCAGAUCGCGGCCAAGAUCCUCGGCGCCGGCAAGGUGAUUGGUAUCUCGUCGAGCGAGGAGAAGUGCAAGUUUGUCAAGUCGCUAGGUGCACACGAGUGCCUCAACUACAACUCGCCUACCUUCAAGGAGGACCUGAUUAAGGCCACGCCCGACGAGGUUGACCUGUUCUUUGACAACACUGGAGGCGAGAUCCUCGACCUGAUGCUGACUCGGGUCAAGAAGCACGGCCACGUUGCUGUGUGCGGCGCCGUGACCAUGUACAACAACGAGGAGCCGCUCAAGUUGAAGAACUGGUUCGAGGUCAUUUCUUGCCGCAUCACCAUCCGAGGCUUCAUCAUGCUGGACUACAUGGACAAGGUGCCAGCAAUCAUGGGUGAGCUCAUGGGGGCCAUCGCGGACGGAAGGUUGCAGCUGGGCGAUGCCGAGACAAUCAUAGAUGCUUCUAUUGAAGAGCAACCCAAGGUGUGGAUGAGGCUGUUCAACGGUGAAGACCAGCAGGCCAAGGCCGGCAAGUUGAUUACCAGGCUGAACUAGCUGGGCUAGACACGGUCUUGGUUUCAAGCUGGGGAAUAUCUGUGGAUAGACGCCAAAAAUAACCAAACAAAUUUAAAAAGAAUAAAAAUUAAAAAAGUUCAAAAAAAAGUAAAUUAAUAAAAAUGAUGAGCAAGAAAAUACCCACCAGGGAGAUAUCGC
Pyricularia oryzae 70-15 is the source of this 2314-nucleotide messenger RNA. RefSeq names its product NADP-dependent leukotriene B4 12-hydroxydehydrogenase. Bases 944 to 2155 code for a protein of 403 amino acids. The record is from RefSeq and is a predicted model, not a curated record. The transcript is spliced from 2 exons. Gene Ontology annotation, molecular function: oxidoreductase activity, acting on the CH-CH group of donors, NAD or NADP as acceptor. Lineage: Eukaryota; Fungi; Ascomycota; Sordariomycetes; Magnaporthales; Pyriculariaceae.